AGUGUUGGAAUACUAGUGGGGGAAGUGUGUAAGGAUGUCUGCAGGAAAGAAGCUAGUGCUGUGAGGGUGGGGUUUUGGAGGAGGGACAAACUCAGAGUUUGAAAAUGAAUGAUGUGUUACAGAGUAGACCGAGUGGCCAGCAUAUUUUGUGUCUAGCGGCUGACAGAAUACAAAGCACGCUUACGCAGUCCAGAGAACCGGCAACCAGAACUGAAACAAGAAGUUUGCCUACUAGGAUGCACUUGACUGUGUGUGAGCCUACUGCCAUGUCCACAGCUAUGGACCCCCCCAGGGAAGUCAGCUACCUGCAUUCAUCCUGUGGCACUGGGGACAGCAUCGCCUCACUGGAUGACGUCGCUGUGGAUUUCAUAGCCAAUGAGUCAUCAGAGGAGUCAGCCGGUGAGCGGGAAGAGGAGAUUGGGGCGAACACUGAGCUCACCAACAACCUCGCAGACAUCCUUACUGAACAGCCCACACACACAGAGACUGUGAGUGCCCAGCGACCAGACUCCCUGUCCCUGGCGAUGGCUGAGCCAGAGCGGUGGACGUCCAGGGGUGAUGGGGAGGUGACGCUGCGGAUGGGGGAGUCGGGCUUUGCAGCUGAGCCCCCACUCACUGUAGACCAGAUGUUUAAAACUGCAGUGGAGAGGUUUGGCAGCUACACCGCGCUGGGCUGGAAGGAGGGAGAACAGACGAAGACCAUGAACUACCAGGAGUACUACCAGGCUUGCCGCACCGCUGCCAAGAGCUUCCUCAAGCUUGGCUUGGAGCGCUACCAUGGGGUUGGCAUUCUGGGCUUCAACUCUGCUGAGUGGUUCAUAUCUGACAUUGCUGCCAUUAUGGCUGGUGGGUUUGCAGUGGGUAUCUACACCACCAACUCCCCAGAGGCGUGCCAGUACUUAGCAGAGAACUGCAAGGCCAACAUCAUCGUGGUGGAGAACCACAAACAGCUACAGAAGAUCCUACAGGUUCAGGACAAGCUGCCACACCUGAAAGCCAUUAUCCAGUACAAAGAUGCACUUAAAGAGAAGAGACCAAACCUCUACACGUGGGUAGAGUUUAUGGAGCUGGGCCGUGAUGAGUCCAACUCUCAGCUGGAUGACAUCAUCGCUACCCAGAAACCCAACCAGUGCUGCACACUGAUCUACACAUCAGGGACCACGGGCCAGCCCAAAGGAGUGAUGCUCAGCCAUGACAAUCUGACAUGGACAGCUUUCGCCGUAGGCCGCCAUGUCCGGCUAACAGAAGCCACCAAGUCUCAGGAGAUAGUUGUCAGCUACCUGCCUCUCAGCCACAUCGCUGCUCAGAUGGUGGACAUCUGGGUCACCAUGAAGGUCGGAGGGGCAACCUACUUCGCCCAGCCAGACGCACUGAAGGGCUCCCUGGUCAACACGAUGAGAGAGGUGCGUCCCACAGCCUUUAUGGGCGUACCACGCGUCUGGGAGAAGAUGCAGGAGAAGAUGAAGUCCGUCGGGGCCAAGUCGUCCACUGUGCGCAGGAAGGUGGCAGUCUGGGCCAAAGGAGUGGGGCUGAAGACUAACCUCAGCAAGAUGAAUCAGAAUGGAGCUAUGGCAAGGACGCCCGUCAACUACCGCCUAGCCAAGAAGCUGGUGUUCAGAAAGGUCCGUAAGGCCCUGGGUCUGGACCGCUGCACCAAGUGUUACACAGGUGCAGCCCCCAUCACCAAGGAUACCCUGGAGUUCUUCCUCAGCCUGGACAUCCCAGUGUACGAGCUGUACGGAAUGAGUGAGAGCACUGGACCUCACACCAUCUCUCUGCCCAACGCAUUCCGCCUCACCAGCGUUGGGAAGUUGAUCCCUGGCUGUGAGACUAAGAUCCACAGUCCUGACCAGGAGGGCAAUGGGGAGAUCUGCUUCUGGGGGCGCCACGUCUUCAUGGGCUACCUCAACCAGGCCGACAAGACAGAGGACGCCCUGGACGCAGAGGGCUGGCUGCACUCUGGAGACCUGGGCAAACACGACGACAACGGCUUCCUGUUCAUCACUGGACGCAUCAAAGAGCUGAUCAUCACAGCGGGUGGAGAGAACAUCCCUCCAGUGCCCAUUGAAGAUGCUGUAAAGGAGGCUGUGUCGCUGGUUAGCAACGCCAUGCUCAUUGGAGACAAGAGGAAGUUCCUCGCCAUGCUGCUCACCAUUAAGUGCCAGGUGAAUGGAGACACUGGUGCUCCUGAGGAUGAGUUGACUCCAGAGGCCGUAGAGCUGUGCCGAAAGCUGGGCAGCAAUGCCACGCGAGUCUCAGAGAUUGCCGGCGGACGUGACCGGGUCAUCCAUGCCGCUAUCCAGGAGGGCAUCAACCGCGUGAACGAGAACGCCACCUCCAACGCCCAGCGCAUCCAGAAGUGGAUCAUCCUAGACCAGGACUUCUCCAUCACUGGGGGAGAGCUGGGCCCCACUAUGAAGCUGAAGAGACCAGUGGUCAUGAAGAUGUACAAAGAGCAAGUAGAGCAUUUCUACAAAGAGGUGGUGACCCCAAGUACCCCUGACAACUCCCUUCCCCCCAAAUAGGCCUGGGAUAAAGGCCCUUGCAGAGCGAUUCAUAGAACCGCAACAAAAGACCUGCAGCCAGAAGUCUCUCACACAUACGACACACACGUACACCACCUCAUACAGACCACCACUCCCUGUGCAGUUCCCGUUUACUCCUGUGAAAAUGUUUUGUUAGUUUCUGCUUUGGUUAUUGGGUUUUUGUUCACAUUUGUGGGUGUUCUAAAGAAAAACUAAGGAAGAACAUCCAUGAGAAGGUGUUGUAAAUCUUUGAUUUUUGAAGAUGAGUUAUUGAUGAGCUUAUUUCAGCUAUUUAUUUGUUUUGUGAUGAACAAUAAUACAUGAUAGAUGAAGUAGUUGUAUGUCAUGAGGCAUGGUUAAUGUGCUUUGAUACUUGAGACUAAAUGGCAUAGUAUCCAACAUUUCCAUAGGAAAUGGUAGUAGAAUUUUGGCCUACAUUUUGAAAAAACGUUACUCACAAUUAUUUAUUUUUCUUUUGCCAAAGUCAAUACUUACUUGGGGACCAAAGACACAUUGGAUGUGAAAGAAUUAUCCAGCUGAAAACUUCCAUCUGUAGUCUUCACAUCCAGUGUUCGCUCGUCAAAAAAACGUUUCCUAUUUAUUAUUAUUGUUGUUUUGCUCUGUCUGCAUUGGUCUGGUUUCAGAGUUUUGAUGGAAGUAUAUCAUUGUUGUAGCACGGUCCUAAAUCAUAUAUGCAGUUCUGCAAUAAGACAAGUCCAGGGAUGGCCAAUGACAAAUUAAGUUGUAGAUUUAGUUAAAGCCUUGUUGCCAUAAGCAAAUAGCUCAAUGUUGAACUUCUGCACCUACCUUGUCCUACAGAGGGCAUCCAAGUCACUUUUUUCAACACGAUGGAACCAUAUCAUUCAAGCCAUAUUAUUUUGUUUGUAUCCAAUGUGUUAUGUAUUUUGACAUUGUCAUACUAUCUGUGGAAUUGCCUGGUCUUGUUGGAAUGUUUUAUAACGAUUCUGUGUAAAAUUGUUGUGACCAUUGUUAAAUACUGUAAAUAUAUUUUGCCUACAUUG
This is a messenger RNA of Salmo salar (Atlantic salmon), 3547 nucleotides long. Its product is annotated as long-chain-fatty-acid--CoA ligase ACSBG2. Gene Ontology annotation, molecular function: long-chain fatty acid-CoA ligase activity. Gene Ontology annotation, cellular component: endoplasmic reticulum; membrane. NCBI's taxonomy places the organism in Eukaryota, Metazoa, Chordata, Actinopteri, Salmoniformes, Salmonidae. The record is from RefSeq and is a predicted model, not a curated record.